This is a messenger RNA of Aspergillus caelatus, 461 nucleotides long. RefSeq names its product BTB/POZ domain-containing protein. The coding region runs from base 10 to 432 and encodes 140 amino acids. The transcript has a single exon. Gene Ontology annotation, molecular function: protein binding. Lineage: Eukaryota; Fungi; Ascomycota; Eurotiomycetes; Eurotiales; Aspergillaceae. The record is from RefSeq and is a predicted model, not a curated record.
ACAGCUCUUAUGCACGUGAAAAGGGACAUCUUGGCAAACUCAAGCAGGUACUUCAAGACCAUGAUGGGAAGCAGAUGGACUGAGUCCAAGGGCGACAUUAUUGUCUUGGAAGAUGACACCAUGAGAAGCAUGGAGAUAUGGCUUCGAUAUCAUCACUGCACUUUAGAUGCGAUUUCAUUGGACGAUAUCUCAGUUGCGGACAUAUGGCACGUCAUACUCGCCAGCGACCAGUACCAAUUUGAUAGAGACGAGUUGCAGGAGUGGUUCAUCAGAUGGUUCCGCAAUGCAACCGCUGGAGGAAUACAUUGCGAUCGCCUUGCCAACAAGUUGAUGCUCCCUUGCUACGCAUUUGACUACGCAAAAGGUUUCCAAGUCCGCACAAGGAGCCUUGCUUAUGAGGAGAGGGGUCACAUCAUGGAGGUUAAUCCGUAAGCUGUCUUCCCAAAACGCAUAUACUGUAU